This is a messenger RNA of Leptosomus discolor (cuckoo roller), 1581 nucleotides long. The record is from RefSeq and is a predicted model, not a curated record. NCBI's taxonomy places the organism in Eukaryota, Metazoa, Chordata, Aves, Leptosomiformes, Leptosomidae.
AUGGAAGAGAAUCCAAGCAUGGAUCUCUCUGGAGCCAGCCCAGCUCAAGAUGCGGUGGAGAGCACAGCAGAGCAUCCUGUGAACCAAGAGCCUAUCCAAGAAACACUUGAGCACCAAGUGACAAGCAGAUGGCCUGAGACCUCCUGCAAACCAGAGGAGGACUCUUCGGUGUGUAAAUCACCAACUGCUGAUGAAGGAGAGACAACACUGUCAGAUUUAGCUGGCCCUACAGUAGAGGAGAAGGUUCUUCAGGAAACUGAAGUAUCACUGGAAGAAUCUGGGAAGACGAGAGAUGGUGUCUCAGAAAGAUCCCAGGAAGAAGAUGACUUGGAUGAAGCCAGGCUGGCCCAUGAUAAAACAGACAGCAAAGGAGACAGCCCUGUCCACCAGGAAAUACAGGAGGACGAGGAGACAAGCAAGCAACAUGGAAACUCCUACACAGCAGAGCAAGAUGCUUCAUCAAGAAGCAAGUCGGUGAGCUCUGACAGUAAAAUGACACAUUUGGAUCUGACUGCCACAGAAGAUGUCACCAAGAGCCUCUCGGCAGAGAAGAGCACCAGUGCCCCUCUCCUAGAUCAGGAGCCAGAAGAGCACAUAGAGCAAGAAAUACAGGAGAGCAGGUCCCAAGGCAUGUUAAGGAACAGACAUGGGACUGCAGGGCACACAGCCCCAAAGCCAGAGGCUCAGUCCUGCUUGCAGAAUGCCACCACCCAAAACACAGACCAGGAGAAGGCCAAAAAGUCUCUUUUGCUGAAAGGUGAGGAAAAGAAGCUUCCCUUGCACGUUACUCAUCGACCAGAAGGCACUGAUCCUCCAGGAACAAGGCUUGUCGUUGUGAGCCUUGUAUUGCUUAGCUUCUGCAUAUUCUGCUUCGGCCACCUGACCUCCAAGUCCCAGCAAGUCCCCAGGAACCCCACAGUGGAGGCAUUCCUCAACCAGCUGCAGGACCGGUUUCCAGGGCAGAGUCCCCACCUGUGGCUUCGUGGGCGCAAGUUCCUGCAGAAGCACCUCAAUGCAUCCCACCACACGCAGCCAGCCAUCAUCAUCUUCACAGCUGCCCGCAAGGGCAAGCGGACCUUGCAAUGCCUCAGCACCCAUGUGGCUGACACCUACUCAGCUGCCCUGCAGGCCAGCACGGUCCAGAUCGAUGGCAUGGAUAAAUCCAGGCUCCAGAGUGACCGGGCAAAGCUGGAGUUGGACUCAGAGCUGAGCUUAGCUUUCCAGGCUGGGGGCCGUGCUGCAGUGAUACACCGCUUUGAGUUGCUGCCAGCAGGAGCCACCCUCAUCUUCUACAAGUACUGCGACCAUGAAAGUGCUGCUUUCAAGGACGUGGCCCUGCUGCUGACUGUGCUGCUGGAGGAGGAGACACUGGAGACCCACAUCAGCCUCCAGCAGGUGGAAGAGAGGGUCCGUGACUUCCUCUGGGCCAAGUUCACCAACACCAGGACCCCCAGCUCCUAUGACCACAUGGACUCUGAUAAGCUGAGUGGGCUAUGGAGCCGCAUCUCCCACCUGGUCCUACCGAUCCACCCGGUGCAGACCAUUGAGAAGGGGGGCUGCUAUGUCCAUACCAAACCCUAG